This is a messenger RNA of Patiria miniata (bat star), 414 nucleotides long. Its product is annotated as phospholipase A2 AP-PLA2-II-like. Bases 1 to 414 code for a protein of 137 amino acids. The record is from RefSeq and is a predicted model, not a curated record. Gene Ontology annotation, biological process: phospholipid metabolic process; arachidonate secretion; lipid catabolic process. Lineage: Eukaryota; Metazoa; Echinodermata; Asteroidea; Valvatida; Asterinidae. Gene Ontology annotation, molecular function: A2-type glycerophospholipase activity; calcium ion binding. The transcript is spliced from 3 exons.
AUGGUUGAGUGUGUCCAUGACAGCUUAACUGCACCUUUAAAGUACGUCAGCUACGGAUGUUUCUGCGGCAAAGGAUCGGCGGGCAACACACCAGUCGACGCGUCUGAUAGGUGUUGCCAGGCGCAUGACCACUGCUACGAGGCUGCUCAUUCGGAGUCUAUUGGUUGCAGCUCGUUCGACGUGUACGGCAUACUGUAUAAGUAUUCAACUUCUCAUGAUGCCUCAGGCCAAUGCUUGGUCCAUUGCGCUCCGGUUGCUGACUACCCAGCUGAUCAAGAAGGGGCAGCUUGCAUGGCGUACUUGUGCGAGUGCGAUCACAAUUUGACCCAGUGUCUGAAGGAGGUUAAGGACAGCUACAAUGCGGACUACCGCGAGUAUAGGUACUCGGAGGCCGGCCGAGAACACUGCGUAUAA